Molecule: messenger RNA, 3584 nt
Organism: Oncorhynchus gorbuscha (pink salmon)
Lineage: Eukaryota; Metazoa; Chordata; Actinopteri; Salmoniformes; Salmonidae
Product: interleukin-11-like
Exons: 5
Coding region: 383-997 (204 amino acids)
Biological process (GO): positive regulation of MAPK cascade; positive regulation of cell population proliferation
Cellular component (GO): cytoplasm
Molecular function (GO): growth factor activity; cytokine activity
Source: RefSeq, a predicted model, not a curated record
CUUACACACGCUCGCGUCCCUCUCUCUGCACUCAUCCGUCUAUCCCUCCCUAACCAUUUGUCUGCGUGUCUGUCUAUCGUCACGAUCAGUUCAUUACUAGAACUAAACUCAAACUUUACGGAACAAAAAGUUUGGAGGCAUUGUAUUUUAUUUCUUUAUUGGAUUGUUCGCCCUCAUUCAUCUACUUUUUCAUUCAUUCAUUCUCUCGUUCUUUUCCUCUUCUGCAAUCUCUUGCCUCCACUCUUUUCGCGGAGUGUGAAAGGCAGAAGAAACUGGAGCACGUGACAAUUUCCGGAGUUCGAUUUAUUUAUUAAUUUUCUUACCUUAUUUUAACUAUUUAUUUACUGCAAGUCGUGCAUUUAUUUCUUGGACACGAACAAAUAUGAAAUUGCUUGUCGACUCCUCCUCCUCUCUGCUGCUCUCGCUGCUAUUGGCCCAGCUUCCUUUAUUUACGUCUGCUGUCCCCGCCCCCUACCGGCGGCCGAACGUCGUGCACGAACUGGAUAGAUUGGCCAAUCAGACGAAGAAUCUGAGACAGAUCACAGCAGAUCUAUUGAAGGAACAUGCGUUCGAGACAGACCCAGAACAGCAUAGAUUUAAGUCACUGCCACUAAUGAACAACAGGGCCAGUGACAUCAACUCCCUUGAGAUGAGACCCACUCUCUCUCAGCUCCACGCGGACCUGAAGUCGUUUGAGCACCAUUUUGCCUGGUUGAGCAGAGCGUCAAGGAAACACCACCACCCUGCUCUCCCUAAACUGGGACAGAUGAUGUCACUCAUCAAGUCUCUCACCAGCAUGCUAGAGCAUCAGAUGAUGAGAGUUGAUGCUCAGCGUCUCUCUCCUCCCUCUCCCUCGAUGCCGCCUCCUCCCCCCUCCCAGUUUGAUGUGUUACAGUCUUCCCAGGAGCUGCUACUACAGUUCAGACUGUUCUGUGAUUGGGCCCAACGAGUGUUCUCAGUGCUCAGUACAAAGUCCAAAAUGUCUGCAGUACAAUGAUGAUUCCUGAAGUGCUAUAGUCUAUAGGGAUACACAGAAUCCCCACUACAACCAAUGGGGAUCUACUAGCUUCAACCGGCACUACCACCAAUGAUGAUCCAAGAAAUCCACACUACCACCAAUGAUGACCCAAGAAAUCCACACUACCACCAACGAUGACCCAAGAAAUCCACACUACCACCAAAGAUGACCCAAGAAAUCCACACUACCACCAACGAUGACCCAAGAAAUCCACACUACCACCAAUGAUGACCCAAGAAAUCCACACUACCACCAAUGAUGACCCAAGAAAUCCACACUACCACCAAAGAUGACCCAAGAAAUCCACACUACCACCAACGAUGACCCAAGAAAUCCACACUACCACCAACGAUGACCCAAGAAAUCCACACUACCACCAACGAUGACCCAAGAAAUCCACACUACCACCAACGAUGACCCAAGAAAUCCACACUACCACCAACGAUGACCCAAGAAAUCCACACUACCACCAACGAUGAUCCAAGAAAUCCACACUACCACCAACGAUGACCCAAGAAAUCCACACUACCACCAACGAUGAUCCAAGAAAUCCACACUACCACCAACGAUGACCCAAGAAAUCCACACUACCACCAACGAUGACCCAAGAAAUCCACACUACCACCAACGAUGACCCAAGAAAUCCACACUACCACCAACGAUGACCCAAGAAAUCCACACUACCACCAACGAUGACCCAAGAAAUCCACACUACCACCAACGAUGAUCCAAGAAAUCCACACUACCACCAACGAUGACCCAAGAAAUCCACACUACCACCAACGAUGAUCCAAGAAAUCCACACUACCACCAACGAUGAUCCAAGAAAUCCACACUACCACCAACGAUGAUCCAAGAAAUCCACACUACCACCAACGAUGACCCAAGAAAUCCACACUACCACCAACGACGAUCCAAGAAAUCCACACUACCACCAAUGACGAUCCAAGAAAUCCACUCUACAGCCAAUGAUGAUCCAAGAAAUCCACACUACCACCAAUGAUGAUCCAAGAAAUCCACACUACAGCCAAUGAUGAUCCAAGAAAUCCACACUACAGCCAAUGAUGAUCCAAGAAAUCCACACUACAGCCAAUGAUGAUCCAAGAAAUCCACACUACAGCCAAUGAUGAUCCAAGAAAUCCACACUACAGCCAAUGAUGAUCCAAGAAAUCCACACUACAGCCAAUGAGGAUUCAAGAUAACCACACUACAACCUUGCACUGUUGUCACUGACCCUCCAUCCUCAUUGUAGCCAAUGAGAGGCCUCCAUAUUCAAACUACAGCCUAUGAGGAUCCACCAUAUUCACACUAUUACAACCAGUAAUAGUCUCCAAUAUUCACGAACACGUCACUGCCACCCCAUCCUCUCUCUUAAAUACCUUGUUCCUGACUGUGUUAUUUAUCUAUUUAUUUAUUUAUUUACUUAUUUAUUUGACGUCAUUAUUUAUUUGAUUUUGUAACGUGUCACAUAUCUUUUAUUGUUGUGAAUUUAAUUCCUUGUACCUUGUCAAUACUCCUAUUUUGUUCUCGCUCUACCCUUCCUCCCAAACUAAACAAGGAGACCACACCGUAGCACUUCCUGACUUCUUGCAGUCUCUAAAGAUAUGGAUUGUAUUUUCAACUAUAUAACCUGUCUCUCUUUACACAGAGUAGCCUAUUUCCGCCAGUAGAUGUAGCAAACAUACUUGGCUCGUAGUAAGCAUAUCUUGGGAGAGCCCACAUGUAUUUUUCUUACAGUGCUGUUCUUUACCUUGUAGAUUUAGGGUUACUCAUAGAAUCUUCUGAACAUGUUAAAUGUGCCACCUGUUUGGUUUUGUAAAGUGUUAAGAAAGAGAAUUAUGAACCAUGCCUCAAUCAGGAUGUCAACACAACAUAGGAGGGUAGAUCGUUUUUCCAUGGGUUUAGUUGCAAUAAGUGGCUGUGUCCCACAUGGAUAAAUAACAGGUGGUAUAUCUAACGCAGGUGGUAUAUCUAAAGAUUUAUGAAUAUGCCCUGUCGCUAAGCACUGAUCUAGGACCUGAUCUAAUCUCUUUGCACAAAUUUGUUCGGAUUAGCCUUUUGAGUCUGCUGAUCCUGAAUCUGUGCCUUGGUACACAUAAUGUUUGAGCGUUUUAGUGACAUAAAUAAGAAAUGAAAAAACACCCCAUGCCUUAAAAUACUAUGUAUUGUGAUACUAUGGUUCUGCACAGUUGUACAUACUUGUACAAUAAUGUAAAUUGUUGUAUACAAUGCAAUUGUGUAGUAUAGUUUUCUAUGAUAUAAAUGUAAAAUACUCUGUCAAUGCUAUCCCUAUCAUUCUGUCGCAAUAUCAAUAUUAUUCUAUUCUAGUAUUUUGUGACAGUAUUUACUAUUUAUUUAAGUUACUUUGGUGGAACUAUUUAUUUGUGCUGCAGAGGAGCAAGUCUCCUGUUGUUUUUGUACUUUUAUACUGUUUUUAUUCAUAAUUACCAUUAUCAUUGCUAUCAUCCAUGUUGAAAUCAUUGUAGUACCAUGCCUGAACGCUGUGUAAAACCUUGUGCUUGGGGUCUCCAGCACACAGACUGAAUGAUUGGCCUAAAUGUGAAAU